GCGCUCGCAGCCUCGCACAUUUUGGCGGGUUGCGGCGCGUUCCCUCACACGCAUCCAAAAAGGAAGUCUGUCAGUAUUAUUGUUAUUGACCAAACUGAGGUCAGACGUAUUUAACAAAUUAGACGAUUAGGUGUAUCCCCAAGGCUGGAAAUACAAAUCCGUCUAUUCUGCCGAAAUGUCUUGCUUGAUCACUGGCAGAGCAGCAGGGACACACUCUUCUGGUUGACCAGGAUACUGAAACCCUGGCCGAUGGUGAACCAGGCUCGGCUGAUCUACAUUAUCUAUGGGCCACUCACUUUAGAUGGCAGGAUUGGGUGGCAGAAGCUUACUGAAGGAGCGGCUGAGGAGAGCAAUGUGAAGGACAUGGCAGAUGCAAUCAGACUGUUGCAUGGUGACCAGGAGACAAAGGAGUGGACAGCCGACAGUGUCAUCAGUCUCAUAGAUGAAUUAUCAGCUGUUCCUAGUGAGUGGCUCCUGGAGAACAGCGCGCGGCUGCUGAUUCUCUGUGGAAACAGAAUCUGCUACACCUCCAUGGCCAGUAAAGCAGUGAAUGGGCGGGUUAACGAGCUCGCCAGGAUGGUCGUUUUCCUGGCCCUGGUGAUCGAAAUGAAGACACUGACACCUUUCAAAGCCUGUGUAAUGUGUUGAAUGCAAAUGCUCAUUUUCAUACAGAAAUCUUGUACACUUUUAUCAAAAAGGAAUGAAAGAGCCCAUGGUCCGUGUGGUAACAUAAUAUUUAACUAUAGUUAUAAAUAACAGGAAAUAGUAUGUGUUUGAAAAGAAGAGUAGCUGUAAUGCAUUAAGCUGUUGUUUGUUGCAAAAGCCCCAUAUUUUGUAAUGUCCUAUGUAUUAAUUGUACUAUGUGAAUAUUAUUAAUGUAUGUAUUUUAAAAACGAAUAACUUUUAUCUUCACUAAUGAGUGUUGGACGAUGUAAUACCACAUUUUAAUGCAUAAGAACUUGCAAGUGUACUAGUAUUAGAGCAUGACUGAAUGUACGGUGCUUGAGAAACAUUUAAUGAUUACAAGGUGUAGAUUACAGUAUUUAAUGUAAUGUUACUGAGCCUGAAAUUAAGAAAAAUUUACUAUAAUUUUAUAAUAUUUGUUUUUAUUUAUUUUUACUACUUUUUUUUUUUUUACUUUCUCUGGUGCAAAAGAUCAGUAAACUUGUCUUUGUUUUUAUUUGCCUUAACACAAAUCCUCAGGAUUUUGAUCACAUUUGCUGGAAUACUGUAUGCAUCUGUAUUUAUUGAUUGAUUGAUUGAUUGAUUGGGUGCAAAUCUGUUUUGGGAAAUAAUUCCAAAUACAAAAAACACAGAGAAGCACUUUGAAAGAAUAUGCUGUACUAUAGGUAUAUAUUUUUUAAAAAUAUGAGUUAAUGUCUUGUUCAACUUGCUGUUUCUUUACACAAUGUUAAAAAUAUGAGCACCAUUAAUACAAUGUAUUUUGUGUUAUGUUAUGUGGUUUCAAAUUAAAAAAACAACAAAAAACAGGAGGUACAGUACAACAAAUAAGCGACUAUGGAAGUGCCCCCAUGGAAGUAUUUUAGGGCAGUCUAAUGUGUCUGCAUAUUCAACACCUAUGCAGUAUAAGUCAGGAUAUACAACAAGUUUGGAGCGUUCUAUCACCGCAUCCAAAUUACAUAGCGUUGCUAAUCAGAUGCAGAGAUGGAUCUACGGAAAGUAAUUAUUUGAAUUGGGACUCAGCUGAUCAUGCUGUGGAUCAGCCAGAGGUGUGUCAGCAGCUCCCUUUUAUCACGAGACACUCUGCCGAGACCUGCCCACUGGCUGGUCAGGGAUCCACAGCCCUCCAAUCCGCUUCCAUAGUGUGUUUCAAAUAGCCGCACAAUAUAUCAAAUGGAACUA
Molecule: messenger RNA, 1863 nt
Organism: Acipenser ruthenus (sterlet)
Lineage: Eukaryota; Metazoa; Chordata; Actinopteri; Acipenseriformes; Acipenseridae
Product: F-box only protein 47-like
Exons: 5
Coding region: 250-648 (132 amino acids)
Source: RefSeq, a predicted model, not a curated record